AUGGAGAAGUCCUCGACAGAGCCCGGUGCUAAAAGGCACCAAUGCGACCGGUGUACCUACAGCACGGAUCACGCUGAACACAUGAAGCAUCAUCAGAGAACACACACGGGCGAAAAGCCAUUCCGGUGCACCGUGUGUGAGAAGGCAUUUGCUUGUUUAACAAAUCUAAAAAUUCACCAGAGAACACACACGGGCGAAAAGCCAUUCAGGUGCACCGUGUGUGAGAAGGCAUUUGCUUGUUUAACAAAUCUAAAAAUUCACCAGAGAACACACACGGGCGAAAAGCCAUUCAAGUGCACCGUGUGUGAGAAGGCAUUUGUGCAUUCAUCAUAUAUUCGAAUUCACCAGAGAAUGCACACGGGUGAGAAGCCCUACAAGUGCACUCUGUGCAUGAAGGCAUUUACUCGUUUAGAAAUUCUUCAACAUCAUCAGAGUACACAUACAGGCGAGAAGCUGUACAAGUGCACCGUGUGUGAGAAGGCAUUUCCCUAUUCAAACUCUCUUCGGAUUCACCAGAGAACACACACGGGCGAGAAGCCCUACAAGUGCAGUGUGUGUGGGAAAGCAUUUUCCUAUUCAAACUAUCUUCGGAUUCACCAGAGAACACACACAGGCGACAAGCCCUACAAGUGCACCGUGUGUGGGAAAGGGUUUAUCGCGUCAGGACAACGAACGAUGCAUGAAAAGAUCCACGAGAGGGUGAAAUCUACUUGUGAAGGCCAAAGUGCCGCUGCCAUGAGUCCAUCUCUCAUAAAACAAGAACCGGAAGAAAAUGACAACUUUGCUACGUGGCCAGGAGUGAUGGUGGAGUGUGAAGAAGAGAUAACGGUGAAGCGUGAAGGUCAGGGUUCGACUCGAGGUGGUGACCUCCUGGUGGAUGGAGUCAGCGUCAAGCGGGAAGAGGAGAACUGA
Molecule: messenger RNA, 912 nt
Organism: Petromyzon marinus (sea lamprey)
Lineage: Eukaryota; Metazoa; Chordata; Hyperoartia; Petromyzontiformes; Petromyzontidae
Source: RefSeq, a predicted model, not a curated record